CGCGCAGGGCUGGCCGCUGUCACACGCGCCCGGUGCCCCUGCUCGGUCCCGUCCCGCGCGCACCCGGCGCCCGGCGCACACUCGCGCUCUGGGACCGAAUCCGGCCCCUCUCCGAAACUCCUCAUGGGCCCCGAGGCCGCCUGCCCGGGGAGGGACCUCCUGUCUCGCCUCCGGGCGAGGACCUGGAUCGAGCCCGUGGUGGCCUCCACGCAGGUGGCCGCCUCCCUCUACGAGGCGGGGCUGCUCCUCGUGGUGAAGGCGUCCUUCGGAGCCGGGGCCUCCUCCAACCACAGCGCCAGCCCGUCGCCCCGGGGCGCCCUGGAGGACCAGCAGCAGAGGGCCAUCUCCAAUUUCUACAUCGUCUACAACCUCGUGGUGGGCCUGACGCCCCUGCUGUCCGCCUACGGCCUGGGCUGGCUCAGCGACCGCUACCACCGCAAGAUCUCCGUCUGCGUGUCCCUGCUGGGCUUCCUGCUCUCCCGCCUCGGGCUGCUCCUCAAGGUGCUGCUGGACUGGCCCGUGGAGGUGCUGUACGGCGCGGCGGCGCUGAACGGGCUGUGCGGCGGCUUCUCGGCCUUCUGGUCGGGCGUCAUGGCCCUGGGCUCCCUGGGCUCCUCCGAGGGCCGCCGCUCCCUACGCCUCAUCCUCCUCGACCUGAUCCUGGGCCUGGCGGGAUUCUGCGGGAGCAUGGCCUCCGGGCAUCUCUUCAAGCAGAUGACGGGGCACUCCGGGCAGGGCCUGGUGCUGACGGCCUGCAGCGUGAGCUGUGCCACUUUCGCCCUUUUCUACAGCCUCUUGGUCCUGAAGGUCCCUGAGUCGAUGGCAGGUCCCAGCAAGGCGCUCCCCACCGUGAAUACGGUGUCGGGCACGGUUGGCACCUAUCGUGCCCUGGAUCCUGAUCAGUUAGACAAGCAGAGUGUGGUGGGGCACCCUCCCUCUCCUGGGAAAGCACAGCCCCCAAGGACUAUCAUUGCCCUGCUCUUUCUGGGUGCCAUCAUAUAUGACCUGGCCGUGGUGGGCACAGUGGAUGUGAUACCCCUUUUCCUGCUAAGGGAGCCUCUCAGUUGGAACCAGGUGCAGGUGGGCUAUGGUAUGGCUGCGGGGUACACCAUCUUCAUCACCAGCUUCCUGGGCGUCCUGGUCUUCUCCCGCUGCUUGCAGGACACCACCAUGAUCAUGAUCGGUAUGGUCUCUUUUGGGUCAGGAGCCCUCCUCUUGGCGUUUGUGAAAGAGACAUACAUGUUCUACAUUGCCCGAGCCGUCAUGCUGUUCGCUCUCAUCCCCAUCACAACCAUCCGAUCAGCAAUGUCCAAACUCAUAAAGGGCUCUUCUUAUGGAAAGGUGUUCGUCAUCCUGCAGCUGUCCCUGGCUCUGACUGGGGUGGUGACCUCCACGGUGUACAACAAGAUCUAUCAGCUCACCAUGGAAAAGUUCGUCGGCACCUGUUUUGCUCUCUCCUCCGUUCUCUCCUUCCUGGCCAUCAUCCCAAUUGGCAUCGUGGCCUAUAAACAAGCCUCGUGGUUGCAAUAUGGAGACAUCACAGAGACAUGAAGGCGCUGACCUACGGGAGCUGCGAGGACCAGCAACGGCAGAGGCCCUCUGAAGGCAAAGGAAGGGACUGGGUGCUGGUGAUCAAGGCAACCCACCGCCCCCAAACCCCAAGUCCCAGCCAGAGUUGGCCUCAGAAUGACCCGCUCUGGCUCAGGGGUCCCUGGUGGGUGGGGAACAGCACUUUCUUGGUGAUAGAAGUACUUUCUCAGCUUUCAGAUGUCCCUGCUAGACAGAGGUUGGGUUCCGGGGGCAGUAGAGUGUGAAAUUUCAAGGGUUAUAUGCAGGCUGCAAACACAGUCAUGCCAGACACACAAGGGGCUUCAGACGGUAGCCCCCUUUCUUUCAGGAACUGUCUCCAGGGCUCCCAAGGUACAGCUAAAUAGUCACCUGGGUGCUGUGCUGGGAGUCCCAUGUGAAAACUCAAAGCAUACAUUUUCAACAGCCUAAGGGGAACACAGAGUGGAUGUUUUAUAAGAACUCCCAAUGUUUUAGAAGAUUUGGGGCUCCGGCUCUUGGCUUCAGGGUAGUUUUAUUGCCGUUGUUACUGUUGCUUUUAAGAAGCAAAUAUCAAAAGACUUUCUUUAGUGGAAUAUUAUACUGAAUAUUUUCAGUCAACAAUACUUCCCAAAGUGGGUGGUGUGAAGGGAGAGGGGAGUGGAGAUAUGCUAAGAGCCAUUUUAUGUUGAGGUACCUAUUUUUAUAGCCUAUUUUACUUACAUACAGAAAAGCAGACUCACUUCCUAAUAAAAUUGACAUUUAUUGUA
Molecule: messenger RNA, 2315 nt
Organism: Neomonachus schauinslandi (Hawaiian monk seal)
Lineage: Eukaryota; Metazoa; Chordata; Mammalia; Carnivora; Phocidae
Gene: SLC46A2
Product: solute carrier family 46 member 2
Exons: 4
Coding region: 124-1551 (475 amino acids)
Biological process (GO): transmembrane transport
Cellular component (GO): membrane
Molecular function (GO): transmembrane transporter activity
Source: RefSeq, a predicted model, not a curated record